Molecule: messenger RNA, 1436 nt
Organism: Ooceraea biroi (clonal raider ant)
Lineage: Eukaryota; Metazoa; Arthropoda; Insecta; Hymenoptera; Formicidae
Gene: Prosalpha7
Product: proteasome alpha7 subunit
Biological process (GO): ubiquitin-dependent protein catabolic process
Cellular component (GO): proteasome core complex, alpha-subunit complex; proteasome core complex
Source: RefSeq, a predicted model, not a curated record
AACCUGACGGUCGCGCUGACUCCGCACGGUGUUGAGAGCGUUGAGACAUCGAGUCGGUUUUGAUUUUCGCCGAUUCACGUCGCGGUCGCGUAAACAAAUUUUUCGUUAUUUUGACUAAGAACACGUUGCUACUCGUGCAUUUUGCCGCGAGAGAUGAGUUCCAUCGGUACAGGAUACGAUCUGUCCGCCUCGCAAUUUUCGCCGGACGGACGUGUGUUUCAAGUGGAAUACGCUCAUAAAGCGGUGGAGAAUGGAGGAACAGUGAUUGGCUUGCGAGGAAAGAAUGGCGUGGUAUUUGCCGUCGAGAAGAUAGUGACAUCAAAGCUGUACGAGGCAGGCGCCAACAAACGGAUAUUCAAUAUAGACCAGCACGUUGGCAUGGCGGUGUCCGGCAUAAUAUCGGACGCGCGACAGAUCGCAGAGACCGCGCGGUCGGAAGCGGCUAGUUACAAGUCACAGUACGGCGUUGGUAUCCCGCUCAAGUAUCUGAACGAGAGAGUCUCCAUGUACAUGCACGCGUAUACUCUGUAUUCCGCUGUACGUCCGUACGGCUGCUCCGUCUUGCUGGGUUCUUACGACACCGAUGGACCAGCAUUGUACAUGAUUGACCCCUCAGGAGUAUCAUAUGGCUAUUACGGCUGUGCAGUAGGUAAAGCGAAACAGUCAGCGAAGACCGAGAUCGAGAAGCUGAAGCUGCCGGAGAUGACGUGCAAAGAGCUGGUGAAGGAGGCAGCUCGUAUCAUUUACCUCGUUCACGACGAGCUGAAGGAUAAGCAGUUCGAGCUGGAGAUGAGCUGGGUAGGCGAGCACACCAAUGGCAGGCAUGAGCGCGUACCGACCGACCUGAAGACCGAAGCCGAGUUGAAGGCGCGGCAGGCGAUGGCCGAGGAUUCUGACAGCGACACCGAGGACAUGUAAAACUACACGCGUGUACAAAUUACUGCCGUUAAAAAUGCUUUGUAUUGUAUAAGCGAUAAAAUAACUUAAAUUCACGCAGAUAUGCACUUGCGGUUCAAGAUUUUAAUAACAAGCGCAGCGAAUAAAGAGUAUUGCCUCUUGUUUGUAAAAAAAGCACACAUCCGAGCAGCAUUGUUCUCUACCCUCGAUUUUUCUUUAUCUGUCGUCGCACUUCGCACUUAUAACUCGUUAAAGUCUUUCGACAUAAAUCUCGUUCGCCACCUGCAAUGCUCACUGCAGUGAGUUGCGAGAGAAAUGAUUUCUUUCUGCGCGAAAUCGUUCAUUUUCUGUUAGAAUCUAAUUAGAUACUCGUGAGAAAUAUUUAAAUGACUUUAAGGACGAAGAGUGGGGAGGAAGCGACGUUUAUUCGCAAAAUCGAUUGGACUCGUAGAAAAAUCAAAGUACACGUAUCCAUGUAUCCGGGAAACGACAAUUAUUUUGUAAAAUGAUAAGUAGUAUAUAAAAUGUUACUCCGAGGA